AACACAUACCCCAAAAAAAAUUGCCGUUACAUUCUUUUUGGAUGGUAUCCUCAAAAAUGAUCAUGUGAUCUGGUUUGAUUUUGCGGGAUUCUUAUUAUUCUUGAAAUAUCAAAGAAAAAAAUGUGGAUUCCACGUUCCUGGAGCCGGCUGAUUCAAAGAAUCGUAGCUGUUCGAGCAUCAUCAAUCACCAGACAAUAUCAACAUCAACUAUCGAACACUGGUGGAAUCAUUGAAUUUGAUCAGCUUCAAUUACGAUCAACAUUCAACAAACAGAAUCGAAUCAUUCCGAAUGUUGCCUAUUUAAAUCGUUCGGAUCGUCAUGAUGCUAAUCUUAAUCUUUAUUGCUGUGGUCCAACUGUUUAUGAUCAUAGUCAUCUAGGUCAUGCUAUCGCCUACAUACGUUGUGAUCUAAUCAUUCGAAUGUUACAAACAUACUGUAAUGUUAAUGUAUAUUUCGCCAUGAACAUUACCGAUAUUGAUGAUAAAAUUAUACGAAAAUCUCAAGAAAUCGGUGUUGAUUAUCGACAAUUAUCCAAUGAAUAUUAUCAAUCGUUUGUUGAGGAUAUGAACUCAUUACGUGUGACAACACCGGAUUAUGUUGGUAAAGUUUUGGAUAAUAUCGAUACUAUUAGUGAUUAUAUUGAACGAAUCUAUGAUAAAGGAUUCGCUUAUAUUAGUCCUGAAACGGGUGAUAUUAAUUUUGAUUAUGAAAAAUUUCUACAGAAAUAUUCUAUUGAAAAUAUACCAAAUUUUGGUGGUAGUCAAGUGACGAUAAAAUCUAUCGGUAAACGUUCACCAAAAGAUUUUGCCUUAUGGAAAUCAUCGAAACCUAAUGAACCAAAAUGGUCAGAAAUUGGCCACUGGCAACAACAACAACAAGUGAUUGCCGGACGUCCAGGUUGGCAUGUUGAAUGUAGUGCAAUAUCACAUUCAAUUUUUGGUGAUAAAAUUGAUCUACAUUUCGGUGGUUCAGAUCUAGUGUUUCCACAUCAUCAUUGUGAAUCAUGUUGUAGUCAUGCAUAUCUAUAUCAAUCAGAAAUUAAUUCAACAGGUCAUCAUCAUAAUCAUAAUCAUCGCGAAUUAUAUUCAAACGUUAAUGUUUGGCUUCAUUCUGGCCAUCUAAUUCUUCGUUCAGAAAAGAUGAGUAAAUCAUUAGGCAACGUUAUUUUGAUUAAAGACUUUCUUCAAAAAUAUUCGGCAAACAUUCUUCGAUUACUAUGCAUACGAACACAUUAUCGUGCUGAAAUAGAUUUCGAUGAAAAACUUUUACUUGAAAUGACGGCUUUUGAUGAAAAAUUACGUGAAUUUAUACGACAUAUUGAAUGGGCCAUAUAUAAACUAUCAUCAACAAUCAUAAAUGAUUCUAAUUCGGAUCUAAUAUCACCAAUGACCGCUGUUGUAAAUGAUUAUUCUUCAAUCGAUAACGAUGAUGAUCGAUUAUCACUUGGUCAAUGGAUCGAUCAAAUUGAACAAGAAAUAUGGUCCGGUAUUCUAGAUGAUAUGGAUAUGAAUCGUCCAUUAGUAAGAAUUAUACGUUUAGCUAGUCUAUUUCCGAAUACAUUACCCGUUUGGUUAGAUUCCAGUUAUAAUAACAAUGAUGAUGGAUGUAAUCGACAACAACAAUUAUUAUUCGAAUGUAUACGAUUACGGCAAUUAUUACGACGAUGGUUUUCAGCUACAUCAUUAGAUUAUGGUCUUGAUUUAUCAUCAUCAUCAUCUUCAAUGGCCAAUGUUAUUUUGCCUGAUCAAAUAGCCAUUGUUGAAUAUUUGACCGAAUUUCGUCGUAACAUACGUCAGUCAACAUUAGUUAUGCUUAAAAAUUUGAAAAAAAUCCAACAACAACAACAACAGAAACAAAAAUCCGAUAUUAACAAUAACAAUGGUCAUGGCCAUUCAGAACAAUCAAAUACUAAUCAUCACUUUGAUCAACAAAAAAAUGAAAUGAUAAAAAUUCUUGAACAUUGUGAUCAAACAAGAACAUUUCUGGAAAGGCGUGGUUUUAAAUUAAAGGACCAACGAUCUUCAUCAUCAUGAGUUGCUGAGAUUAUCG
Molecule: messenger RNA, 2050 nt
Organism: Dermatophagoides farinae (American house dust mite)
Lineage: Eukaryota; Metazoa; Arthropoda; Arachnida; Sarcoptiformes; Pyroglyphidae
Product: cysteine--tRNA ligase-like
Biological process (GO): cysteinyl-tRNA aminoacylation
Cellular component (GO): cytoplasm
Molecular function (GO): ATP binding; cysteine-tRNA ligase activity
Source: RefSeq, a predicted model, not a curated record